Messenger RNA from Rhinocladiella mackenziei CBS 650.93, 1035 nucleotides. RefSeq names its product 26S proteasome regulatory subunit rpn11. The transcript has a single exon. Bases 1 to 1035 code for a protein of 344 amino acids. Gene Ontology annotation, cellular component: proteasome regulatory particle, lid subcomplex. The record is from RefSeq and is a predicted model, not a curated record. Gene Ontology annotation, biological process: protein deubiquitination; proteasome-mediated ubiquitin-dependent protein catabolic process. Gene Ontology annotation, molecular function: protein binding; metallopeptidase activity; proteasome binding. NCBI's taxonomy places the organism in Eukaryota, Fungi, Ascomycota, Eurotiomycetes, Chaetothyriales, Herpotrichiellaceae.
AUGGAGCGAUUCAAUCGAAUGCUUGCUGCCGCACAAGGCAUGGGACUCGGUCACCAAGGAGCCCCCGGCGGAGACACGAAUCUCGUCGAUAACUCAGAGACUGUUUACAUUUCUUCCCUCGCUCUACUAAAGAUGCUGCGGCAUGGCCGCGCUGGUGUACCUAUGGAAGUCAUGGGCUUAAUGCUUGGGGAAUUUGUCGAUGAUUUUACAGUCCGCGUCGUCGAUGUUUUUGCGAUGCCCCAAUCAGGAACCUCUGUCAGCGUCGAAUCUGUCGAUCCGGUAUUUCAGACAAAGAUGAUGGACAUGCUUCGGCAAACCGGUAGACCAGAAACUGUUGUCGGCUGGUAUCAUUCUCAUCCUGGUUUUGGCUGUUGGCUUUCAAGCGUCGAUAUCAACACCCAACAAUCGUUCGAACAACUCACCCCUCGAGCCGUGGCUGUUGUCGUCGAUCCCAUUCAAUCGGUCAAAGGCAAAGUCGUGAUUGACGCGUUCCGACUCAUCAACCCUCAAACGAUGAUGUUGGGCCAGGAACCUCGUCAGACUACAUCCAACCUUGGUCACCUGAACAAGCCGUCUAUACAAGCUCUGAUUCACGGUCUGAACAGACAUUACUACAGCAUCGGCAUUCAAUAUCGCAAAACGGGCUUGGAGGAAAACAUGUUGAUGAACCUACACAAAGAAGUUUGGACUGAAGGGCUUGAAUUACCACACAGUUUUGAGGGUGAGCGCAAGCGCAACGAAGAAGGCCUGCAACAACUCGUCCACCUCGCCGAAGGCUACGAGCGCAGGGUCCGAGAAGAAAACGAAUUGACUGCUGAGCAACUCAGGACCCGGUAUGUGGGCAAAGUCGACCCGAAGAAGCAUAUCGAGGACGUUGGGCAGCGGUUGAUUGAAGACAACAUCGUCGCGGUCUCGAGACAAAUGAUUGAUAAGGAGGCUAGUGUGGCAAAGAAGGCACAGCAGACAAAUGGACAUGGGCAUCAGAAUGGCGAGGAUGGCGAGAAUGGCUUGAUGGAUGUGGAUGAGGAGCUAUGA